Messenger RNA from Colius striatus (speckled mousebird), 2253 nucleotides. RefSeq names its product terminal nucleotidyltransferase 5C (gene TENT5C). The record is from RefSeq and is a predicted model, not a curated record. Gene Ontology annotation, molecular function: poly(A) RNA polymerase activity; RNA binding. Gene Ontology annotation, biological process: mRNA stabilization. The coding region runs from base 77 to 1249 and encodes 390 amino acids. Lineage: Eukaryota; Metazoa; Chordata; Aves; Coliiformes; Coliidae. The transcript has 2 exons.
CGUGAGGCUGGCGCGGUAGCUCGGGUUGCGGAGCUCGGCUGAGCUGACCGUUUCUUUGGAGAAGAGACAACUCAAGAUGGCAGGCAAAGGAAGCAACACAGACUGCAUGUCAUGCAGUGUACUGAACUGGGAGCAGGUCAGCCGUCUGCAUGAAGUUCUUACGGAAGUGGUUCCAAUCCAUGGACGAGGUAACUUCCCAACACUGAAGAUAACUCUGAAGGACAUUGUUCAGACUGUUCGGAGUCGGCUGAGUGAAGCAGGCAUUGUGGUACAUGAUGUCCGUCUGAAUGGCUCUGCAGCUGGUCACGUCCUGGUCAAGGAUAAUGGGCUGGGAUGCAAAGACCUGGAUCUCAUUUUUCAAGUUUCUCUUCCAAGUGAGGCAGAGUUUCAGUUGGUUCGAGAUGUGGUGUUGCGAUCCCUCUUGAAUUUCUUGCCUGAAGGAGUGAGCAAGCUAAAAAUCAGUCCGGUAACACUGAAGGAAGCCUACAUCCAGAAGCUGGUCAAAGUGUACACAGAGUCUGACCGCUGGAGCUUGAUAUCUCUUUCCAACAAACAUGGCAGGAAUGUGGAGCUGAAGUUUGUGGACUGUAUACGGCGACAGUUUGAGUUCAGUGUGGACUCCUUCCAAAUCAUACUGGACUCCCUGCUCUUUUACUAUGACUACUCAGAAACACCCAUGUCAGAGCACUUCCAUCCAACUGUGAUUGGGGAAAGCAUGUAUGGAGACUUUGAGGCAGCUUUUGAUCAUCUCCAGAACAAGCUGAUAGCUACCAAAAAUCCCGAAGAGAUCCGAGGUGGUGGCCUUCUGAAGUAUAGUAACCUCUUGGUACGAGACUUCAAGCCCAUGGAUAAGAAUGAGAUCAAAACACUGGAGCGUUACAUGUGCUCCCGUUUCUUCAUAGACUUCCCAGAUAUCCUGGAUCAGCAGCGCAAACUAGAGACCUACCUCCAGAACCACUUCUCCAAAGAAGAGAGGAGCAAAUAUGACUACCUCAUGAUUCUGCGCAGGGUGGUGAAUGAGAGCACAGUCUGUCUCAUGGGACAUGAGCGGAGGCAGACUCUCAACUUGAUUUCUCUGCUAGCGCUCAAAGUACUGGCGGAACAAAACAUCAUUCCUAAUGCCACUAAUGUUACCUGUUAUUACCAGCCAGCACCUUAUGUUAGUGAUGUGAACUUCAGCAACUACUAUCUUGCAAAUGCUCCUGUGCCAUACAGCCAGUCCUACCCCACUUGGUUGCCUUGCAAUUGAUCGUUUCACUUCAGUGUUCUUGCGUGGAGGCUACGGAGGGCCAACAUGCUGAGUGUAUAGACACAAGAAAUAACUGUCAGUUGGAGGCUUUCUAAUGGAAACAUGACUGUAUCGGACUGUCCCACUUUCUGGUGUGUAACCAGGUGACCUGCUAUGAACCUUUUAGUAUCUCUGUACAAAUGCCAAGAAGCCUUAUUACCUCUUCAUUAGGAGAAGAUAACCAGCAGCCAAAUGUGAAGAGUAGUUACAAAACUGUACCAGCUCUGGAAGUGACUAGUAACAUGGGACUGAAGUGAAGCAUUUGGUAAACUGGGUUAGUUAAGUUCAGCAUUCAAUAAACUCAGUUAGACUGUACAAAUGUGAUGAGUGGAGCAGAAGCUGCUUCUGGAGGAGCAGCAAAACUCUGUUUUCUAUUGCCUCAUCUCAUUACUCUACACUUCCUCAGUUCAAGUUCUGGCCAACUUGGGCUGCUUCUACUUUCUGGCUGUGUAGAAAUGGUAACAUUAUGGAUACAAUCUGCCUUGUAGAGGACCUAAAUGUUGUUUCCUGUAGUACCUAGGGAUGUUUAGUCCUGCCUCAAGUUCAAGAUUAAUUUCUUGAAGAUGAAUUAGUCUAUAUCUGAAGCAUAAGCUGGCUAAGUUUUCCUUAACUACAAACAUUGGGAAGGUGGCAACUCUAACCGUGCACCAAAAUGUGAUCUAAAACUUGCUAAUGUGGAAAGUCCUUGAAAUUGAAGCCUUAAAUGGAAUUGGAACCGUAGUUUUAGUAGUUAGGAUGGAAAAACAGUUAAGUCCAGCCUUUUUGACUGCAACUUUCAAAAGAAUCAUUGGCACAGUUGGAAAGUAAUGUAGCUUGUACACACUGGGGUUUAGCCCACCUCUUUUCCUCACAGAUCCACUGCAAGCAGAAAAAAAAAAGCCCAAACAACCCCCCCCCCCCCCCCCCUCUAAUUUGCAGGAUGAUGUGCACUUCUGCCAUGACAAAUUCCUGAAGUGCCUCCAAAA